AUGCUUGAGAAGAGCAUCAACACUGACCACUUUAAGGGAAUGGACAACAAAUCCCCCAUGCCUAGAAGGUUGGAGGGACAAAUUGCAAUUAUAACAGGUGGGGCCAGAGGAAUUGGAGAGGCCACCGCCAAGCUCUUUGCAAAACACGGAGCCAAGGUAGUAAUUGCUGACAUUGAAGAUGCUAUUGGCACUUCACUGGCCAGUUCUUUGUCCCCUUCAGCAAUCUUUGUGCAUUGUGAUGUGAAAAAAGAAGAGGACAUCAAGAACUUGAUAGAUAUAACGGUGUCCAAAUUUGGGCACGUGGACAUUCUCUUCAACAAUGCUGGGGUCCUUGGAAAUCAAUCAAAGCACAAGAGCAUCAUGGACUUCAAUGCAAAUGAAUUUGAUCAUGUUAUAGGCAUCAAUGUUAGAGGAACAGCACUUGGUAUGAAGCAUGCAGCUAGAGUGAUGGUGCCAAGAAGGCGUGGAUGCAUUAUUUCCACAGCUAGUGUAGCUGGUUUCAUGGGGGGGCUUGGUCCUUAUGCAUACACAGCUUCAAAACAUGCUAUUGUAGGGCUUACCAAAAAUGCAGCUUGUGAGUUAGGAAAAUAUGGUAUAAGGGUCAAUUGUAUAUCCCCUUUUGGGGUAGCCACUUCCAUGCUUGUGAAUGGAUGGAGGAAUUGUGAGGAUGAGGGAAAAAACAUGGAACCGUGUGAAAAAGAGGUUGAAAAAUUGGAGGAGUUUGUUAGAGGGCUCGCUAAUCUUAAAGGAGCUACAUUAAAAUCUAAUGAUGUUGCAGAGGCUGCUCUUUAUUUGGCAUGUGAUGAAUCCAUGUAUGUGAGUGGUCACAACCUUGUCGUUGAUGGCGGGUUCACUGCUUCAAAAAAUUGUGUGGGGCUAUAG
Messenger RNA from Abrus precatorius (Indian licorice), 882 nucleotides. RefSeq names its product short-chain dehydrogenase reductase 2a-like. The record is from RefSeq and is a predicted model, not a curated record. Gene Ontology annotation, molecular function: oxidoreductase activity, acting on the CH-OH group of donors, NAD or NADP as acceptor. Lineage: Eukaryota; Viridiplantae; Streptophyta; Magnoliopsida; Fabales; Fabaceae. Bases 1 to 882 code for a protein of 293 amino acids. The transcript has 2 exons.